CGUUCUUUGAGGACUCUUCGUUCCUGUGGACUUCUAUCCUGUGCUCGGCUUUCAGCGUGUGGACUCUGGUUCAGGGUGAAGGUACUUUCUCUGCUGAUAGACGUCCACGCCUCGAAGGAAGCCGAUCCACGGAGUAGGCCCUGGAAACAGUUUCCUUCAGCCUGAAUGUGAAAAUGAAGAAGAUCUGGAUCCCCACAGAUUGUUAAGAAGAUGACAUCAUGGAUUUCAUGCCUUUCCUUGUGGUCCCACUGUGGACUUCAAUUCUUCACUUGGAUUUUGUUAAAGGAUCAUUUGUAGUGGAUGUGACACAGAGCUCCUAUCAGGCAGAGGAGAACCACAACAUCACACUGGAGUGGACGUUCACCACCAAACCAGACACGUCCAUCUCAGCACUGAAGGUCUUCUGUAUCCUGAAUAAUGGCCAUAAAUACUGGACUUUUUAUCAUCUUUUUGAUGGUGUCGAGUUCUCAGAGGAUCAGGACAAAAAGUUUUCAGGACGAGUCCAGAGUGACAAAGACGCCCUCAGAGAAGGACGAAUCAGACUCCAGCUGUCCAGACUCAGGACUGAGGACUCGGGUCUGUACCUGUGUGAGGUGGACACAGGUUAUGGUCGCGGCUACAACAGCUGCAGACUCACCGUCUCUGGUGAGGUUCUGGUGAUUGGGUCAAAUCUUCCAAUCAUCGCUGCUCCGGGUGAUGAUGUCAUCCUGCCGUGUCACCUGGAGCCCAUGUUCGAUGUCCAGGGUAUGACGGUGGAGUGGUCCAAACCCGACCUGAAGCCCGACCCGUCGGACCGUCUGAGCCGAGUGGAGUAUGUUCACCUGUACAGGGACAGGCAGGAGGUUCCCGACAUGAAGAUGGCCUCGUACUUCAGGAGGACGGAGCUGUUCAUGGACGACAUGAAACACGGGAACAUUUCACUGAAGAUCCUGAACGUGUCGGAGGAAGACAACGGCAGAUACAGAUGUUUCAUCCCCAAGCUGCGGAGCAGAUUGAAAGCUGCUGUUGUUGAACUUGUAGUCGAUCCAAAUUUUGCUAAAACCUCCACGACGGAGACGCCAUUGCACUUCCAAACUCCAGAUCCUCAGGACGCGACUCCAGCAAACGCAGGUCGAUCCAGGGUCUCUGUGGUCGCCGUUGUCAUCACCUUCAUGUCGGUUCUGGUUGUCGUCGCUUUUUCUGCGUGUUUCUCUCGCUGCCUUCAUCAGAAAUUAAAUAAGCUUUCAGAAGGCAAAACGACCCAAAGCCAAGUAUAACUAUUCCAGGUGCCUUGCGAACGUUGGUGUUAAUGGAGCCGAGACCAUUUGAGAUUUAUCUUUCCUGGAUCUUCACAGUCAAGUGGAAAAUUUAAACCAGCAGCCACUGGCAGACACUCGGGCCAAGCAGCACUGAGGUCAUCAUAAAGGCAGUGGAUUUUAUUUAUCGAGCUCAUUUUCAAAGAAAAAGAACAUUUAAAGAUUUAAGGACUUUCUAGUCCCUUUAAUGCAAGACUGAAGAAAACCUCCUUUGCUCAAGAUGUAGAAGGAUGAAGAUCAUAUUUAUUUUUAUGGAUUUGUAUUAACUUGAAGACUUAAAAUUCUAACUUAUUAAAGUUUUACACCUUACUAGUUAAGGACAAAGUAAUUCUUCCUAAAAGCUACUAGUGAUGGACAAAUUAAAAGAGGAAGUCCUCCCUGAAAUCGAUUUGCUGCUUUAUUUAGAAAGUUUUAUUGGACAUUUCCAGCUCAGUGUGUUGGAAAAAGAUUUUUCUAUCAGUGUGGAUCUUGGAGAUGCAGAAGAUUGUAAAAACAUCAACAGGAUUUGAUGUAACCAUAAAGUUUGGAAACCACAUUCAGGACUUUUUGUUUCUUCAUGUUUACCAAAUCAGUUUAAUGCAAGUCUGAAUCAAAACAGGUCGGUUAUCGUGACACUGAAGUGUUUACUUACAAAAGCUGUCCUGGAUGACAUCAUGUAACUGAUUUUCACAUGAGACUUUAUGUUUUUAAACUAAUUUAUCAAAUUUAGCUUGAAAUUGGCUGGUGGGCAGAUCUCUACGACAGAGUCAAUGCAUUUCUUAAGCUGAUACAGAGCUCCGGUUUAUGUAAGGAAAACUAGAAGUGUCUAUAUUUUUUCAUUUUAAGUUACAAAAUAAAGAUACAAACAGAUUCUGAUUUAAAUUUUUGUUGCAGUUAUCAGUGAUAAUUUCGUCAUGUACAUUUGAUCUACCUCUGGUAAACGACACAGCUAGCUCCCAUUCUCCUUGUUUCUCAUGGAAAUGCAACAAAAUAUCAGCGCUUAUAAAAGAGUAGAGCAGACAUGUUGUGAUUAAAGUUGUGUGUCUUUGUGUGUCUUUGUGCAUCUGUUCUGUUGUGUACAGAUGGAUACUGGGACUGUUCACAGUUUUGAAGAUUUUAUAUAAAGUUCAUUCUCGGAUGGAUUUAAAUAAAGUUAUUUUUUAUAUGAA
This is a messenger RNA of Maylandia zebra (zebra mbuna), 2443 nucleotides long. Lineage: Eukaryota; Metazoa; Chordata; Actinopteri; Cichliformes; Cichlidae. The record is from RefSeq and is a predicted model, not a curated record.